Yamadazyma jaroonii is the source of this 645-nucleotide messenger RNA. The record is from the annotation of a GenBank genome assembly. NCBI's taxonomy places the organism in Eukaryota, Fungi, Ascomycota, Pichiomycetes, Serinales, Debaryomycetaceae.
AUGCCGGGUGAUUUGAAUUUGAAGAAAUCUUGGAAUCCAGCUUUGGUAAAGACUCAAGCCAAAAUUUGGCAACAAGAGCAAAAGACCUUAGAAGAGUUCAAUAAGAUUAAACAAAGAGAAGAGGAAUUGAAAAAGGAGAAAGAAUUAAAUGAUUUAAUAGCGUUGAAGUACAAGUUUAACGAUAAUAUGAACAAGCAAGAUAAGUUGAAGUUAAAUAAGCUUAAUUGGAUGUACGAUGUACCAGCACAGAAAGAGAAGCCUAAAGAAGUAAAAGUUGAAAAAGUCGAGACAAAAGUUGAUAUACAAGAUCCUAUGAAGAAAUUCAAGGAAAUGGAUCCCAUGAAAGAUAUGAAUAGAAAGGAAAGGGUGCACAAAAGUAGUCAUAGUCACAGGAGUUCCAGUCAUAGGUCGAGUCAUAGGAGCUCUACUCAUAGGAGUGAUAGUCACAGGAGUCAUAGAAGCCACAGAAGUCAUGAUGAUGAUCGAAGCCAUAAAAGUGAUAGUCAUAAAAGCGAUAGUCAUAAAAGCGAUAGUCACAAAAGCCAUAGUCACAGAAGUAGAAGUGAUACUCACAGAAGCAGAAGUGAUAGUACUAAAGACGGAUCUCGAGAGUCUGAAACUAAACCUAAACCCAUUCAAUAUUAA